CGGCUUUUUACGUAAAUUCGAAAACCGGAAAUUUACAUUCGUGAACGAAAACUUCAAAGAAAAAAAAAACAAUAUGGUAAAAACAGUAACAUAAGAUCUGCUCACAUAAAAAAUGGAUGAAGCAUUACACUUGAGAAAAUCUAGACCGAAAUCUAAAAAUAGAUCAAGUAAAAAACGCAGACAUUCUUCAUCAUGUGAUAGCUCCAGCUCAGACUCAAACUCUGAGGAUGAAAGUAGCACAAGUACAUCAUCAAGAUCUAGUUCAGAAUCUUCACCACAUCGUUCAAAGAAAAGGAAAAAGUCACAUUCAAAAUCCAAGAAGGAUUCUAGUUCUAGUGCCAAAAAAAUUAGGCGAUCUUCUAAAUCAAAGAAAAGGAAGAAAAGAUCAAGAUCAUCAUCUUCGUCAUCUUCCUCGUCUGAAUCAACAUCUCGAAAGAAAAAACUGAAGAAGAAGAAGAAACAGAAAAAGAAAAAACACACCAAAACUAAAAGUGACAAGACAAAAGCUUCUAAAGUGACUUCUUUUCCUGAUGCUGGGAAGAUUCAACAACCACCAGUAGAAGACGUUCCAUCUGGACGCAAGGCAGGUCCUAAACCUCGUGUCAUGAAACCCAUGACCAAAGAAGAGUGGGACAAGCAACAGAGUGUCAUUCGAAGGGUUGUGGAUGAGGAAACGGGAAGAGAGAGGUUAAUUAAAGGUGAUGGUGAAAUUCUUGAAGAAAUUGUUAGUCGAAGCAGACACAAUGAAAUCAAUAAGAUGGCAACUAAAGGAGAUGGAGACUUCUAUGCAAAACGCAUGGGCCUGAUGUAAUGGUUUGUUAAAAGUUUGUUGCUGACAAGAUCAUUAGACUACAUCACAAUGUUGUACACACUGUAACAGUCUGAAUUGGUCAUCUCAAGAAAUCCUUUGCUUUCUUUUUUCUAUUUACACUAAAUGUGGUGUAUGGACUUUCUGUCAAAUUUUUUUUUUUUUAGUUUUUGUGGUAGAUAUUUUCCAUCUCUUGGCAACAAAAUGAGUUUUCAAAAUAAUAAUAAUUAGGUUUUGGGAUUGGAUUAUGGUUGCAUAAAUAUAAUUUUUUAUUUUUUUUUUGGUUGAGCUUGUUAUUUAUCCUGGUUUAAUACAUAGAAUCAAACAGCAUCUUAAUUUUCUCUAAGCUUCUUCAUGGUGCUCUAAAACUUGACAUUCAAUUUAGCAUUAUAUUUUACUGGACAGCAUAAUGUAGACAUUUAUCUUAUAAUUUGUUUUACUUUUUAUUUGGUCUUUGUUUUACUAUUGGUCUCUCUAACCAGGUCUCUUGACCUUAUCUCCUUUAUUUAUUUUAUUUGGACUUGGGUCCAUCUAUGCCUAGUUAUUUUUAAAUGGUGAGAGAACAAAUGUCAGAAUAUCACUGCUUUGAUAUGGUUAAUUAUGUGUUAAUUGUUUCAUAUCUUAUGCUAUAAAGUUGACAGUUAUGUAUGUAUAUGUUCAUGUGACACUUUUAUUCUAAUGCUUAUUAUUUUUAAUAAGUCCAUGAUUUUAGGUACAGAAAAUGUUCUUGUCAAUUAAUAAAUCAUUUUAAGCAAUCUAA
Messenger RNA from Biomphalaria glabrata, 1568 nucleotides. Its product is annotated as ADP-ribosylation factor-like protein 6-interacting protein 4. NCBI's taxonomy places the organism in Eukaryota, Metazoa, Mollusca, Gastropoda, Planorbidae. The record is from RefSeq and is a predicted model, not a curated record. The transcript has 6 exons. Bases 113 to 811 code for a protein of 232 amino acids.